UUUGAUUGAUUAACUUUGUAAUUUUAUGUUGAAUAUCAUCAUUAUAUAUGCUAAUUAGUAAUUACAUUUCCUUGUCUUUUUGUCUUAGAAGGACUAAAAGGGUCUUUUUUAAGAUUAAUCUUUGGCAUUCAUGGCUGGAUAUUGUGUUGAUCGACAUUAUCGGAGAUGUCGCAACAUUAGUUGCAUUUCUCGCUUGAUUUUUCUAAUAAUUUUCCUAGUUAACGAGUAAAGGUACUUGAAUUGAACCAUACUUGUACUGUUGGUUAUUACCGAUCAAACUUAUAUACAAGUUGAUGCAGAUAUACAUUCUUGGAUAUUAAUCCGAAACAGCAAUUCAUUUGAGUAGAAUAUUUUUUGUUUUUUUUUUAAAGGGAGUAGAAUAUUAUUUGGUUUGUGUAGUUUUUGAUCCGCAGAAUAUAAUCUUUGAGAUGGCAAAUGCAUUAUUCUCGUUCACACCAUUUGAUUUCGAUAUCCGAGGCGGUUUGAGUCCCCCCCAGCUUGAAGAUUAUGACAACGAAGAAACAGUAAUGUUCAAUGUUGGCAAGGGAGAGCAUUUGUUUGGACUAGAAGAUCAGUUGGGAGGAAUGAAUACUCCUCCUUCUGAACAUGGUUUCUACCAAGACAACAACGCCAAGACAGGAGUAGUAGUAUGCCAUUUGUCCAAAGAUCAAAACCAACACCGUGAUCUUGAACACCAACAGCAGCAACUGCAAUCCAAGACAGACUUUUUGAUUCUGGAUGACUUCAACUUCGAGACUGUUUCUUCUCAACAUGGUUUUUAUCAUGCCAAUAAGGUGGGGAAGGAUCACCAACACCACCAUUACCAACAACAGCAACAACAAUCCAAGUCAAGUUUUUCAAUUUUGGAGAAUUUUAAUAACUUUGAUUUUUACUUCCCCUCGGGACAAGUUACAGAACCAGUUGAGGAUGGUGCUCGGUUUACACACAGUCAGAUUAGAGGCUCAGACAUUUUCGAAACGAACAAGCAAUUGCCUCCUCCUCAAUCUUCUCUAGGAACACUGGAGCUCCUUAACAGUUACGGAAGCGCCUUCAAGAAGUUGAAGGGAGAAAGACAAAGCAGUAGCAGGGCAGUUAAGGGUAAUGAAAUUGAUCAAAACAGCAGGUACGUUGUUAAUGGUAAUCAGAAACUGUCCACCGAAGAGGUCAUGAGGGUUGCUGGAGCAAGGUAUGUGCAAUUCUCUAGUCAGGGGUAUGAAAAUUUGUACAUGUCUAUGCACCCUUUUGGCUAUGCGCUUUCAGGUCUCUGCGAAGAAGAAACGAAAGAUGUAGAACUUGUUCACUUACUGUUAGCUGCAGCAGAGAAAGUAGGGUACCAACAAUUUGAAAGAGCAAGCAGAUUGCUUCUGCAGUGUGAAUGGAUUCCAUCCUUCAAAGGUACUCCUGUUCAGAAAGUUGUGUGCUACUUCGCAGAGGCACUUCGUGAGAGGAUCGAAAAAGAAACAGGACAGUAUACAUCUAAGGGAAAUGAAGAAUUGUCUCAGUAUGCACAUGGUUUGGGGACAAACCUUGCAUACAUCGCAUGCCACCAAGAAGUCCCUUUCCAUCCAGUACUGCAGUUCGCGGCAAUCCAAGCCAUGAUCGAAAAUGUUGCAAAUGAGAGUAGGAUCCAUUUGAUUGAUCUGGAAAUCAGGAGUGGUGUGCAAUGGACAGGGUGGAUGGAAGCAAUUGCAGAACGAGAGGAAUGCCCGGUUAAGCUUCUUACUAUUACUGCUGUGGGAGUUAGAGGCAAACAGAAUAUAAAGGAGACAGGGGAGAGGUUGGCAAGUGUUGCAAUGUCCUUGAACCUACCCUUUAAAUUUAAGGAAGUUAUUGUAUCAGACAUGCAAGACAUUAAUAACCAGUUAUUCGAAGACAUUGAAGAUGAUGAAGCUGUGAUUGUGUAUGCGCCAUUAAUACUGAGGACAAUGAUAGCAAGGCCUAGGUGCUUGGAGAACUUGAUGAGGGUGAUGAGAAAUAUCAACCCUUCUUUGAUGGUGGUCAUUGAAGUGGAAGCUAACCAUAACUCCCCAUCAUUUGUGCACCGUUUCAUUGAUACAUUGUUUUUUUAUAGUGCAUUUUUCGACUGCCUUGAAACCUGUAUGAAACAGGAGAAGUACAGGGUGAUCAUGGAAGGCUGGUUGCGUGAGGGAAUCCGGAACAUAGUGGCGGCGGAAGGGAGUGAAAGGGUUGCUCGAAGUGUGAAGAUGGAUGUGUGGAGGGCCUUCUUUGCAAGGUUUAGCAUGGUGGAAAUGAGCUUUAGUAACUCAUCAUUUUAUCUAGCUAGUCUAGUGGCUAAAAAGUUCUGUUGCACCACACUUGAUAGGAAUGGAAAAUGUCUCACUGUUGGGUGGAAGGGAACCCCAAUUCAUUCUCUUUCCGCUUGGAAGUUCCGUCUUGAAAAAAUGUAGCAUAGGCUUGUUCUAAAUACUGAAAGCAGAAAACUUUUUUAUCCUUAUGACAUGUAAAUAACAAGUUUUCUGCGUUAUUGUUGUAUGUAUACCCAAAACAACCGUGUUAAGAUUGAAGGUUCAAUUAUUUCUGUAGUAUGAAUGAUAUUGAAAAAGACAAGACUAAUUUGGCAA
Molecule: messenger RNA, 2582 nt
Organism: Rosa rugosa (rugosa rose)
Lineage: Eukaryota; Viridiplantae; Streptophyta; Magnoliopsida; Rosales; Rosaceae
Product: DELLA protein RGL1-like
Exons: 1
Coding region: 429-2408 (659 amino acids)
Biological process (GO): regulation of DNA-templated transcription
Cellular component (GO): nucleus
Molecular function (GO): DNA-binding transcription factor activity; sequence-specific DNA binding
Source: RefSeq, a predicted model, not a curated record